Messenger RNA from Trichoderma harzianum CBS 226.95, 1662 nucleotides. RefSeq lists its product as hypothetical. Gene Ontology annotation, molecular function: zinc ion binding; ubiquitin binding; ubiquitin-protein transferase activity. The coding region runs from base 1 to 1662 and encodes 553 amino acids. NCBI's taxonomy places the organism in Eukaryota, Fungi, Ascomycota, Sordariomycetes, Hypocreales, Hypocreaceae. Gene Ontology annotation, biological process: proteasome-mediated ubiquitin-dependent protein catabolic process; protein linear polyubiquitination. Gene Ontology annotation, cellular component: ubiquitin ligase complex. The record is from RefSeq and is a predicted model, not a curated record. The transcript has 4 exons.
AUGUCGAAUCUCAAUAAUCGCCAGCGUCUCCCUGCCCUCGAUCAAGAGCCAGAGAGAUUGCGACCCAUUGAGCAGCUUCAUCCCGUAUUACUCCACAUCGUCGAGCGUAUGGAAGAUGAACAAUCGUACAUUGUCUCGCGUAUCAUGUCCGACGAUGAAAUCGCCGAGGAAAGACUCCAAAGCCCACAAGUUCAAGACUUGCGGCACCGCGUCCACCUAUCGGCGAACGAGAUACGGCUUCUGCUGCGAGGCUCCCCGGAGCCAGAGGACGACGGCGAAGAAGUCGAACCCGUAGACGGCUGCAUCGUUUGCGCUUCCAAAAGCGAUGUGACUCUCGCGUGCGGAUGUCACUACUGUGGCCACUGCCUCCGAGAGAAUAUCCGAGUCGGCCUCCGCUCCGAGGUAGAUUUCCCAACAGGCUGUUGCAACAGGCCCUUUGACGAGGCCACAGUCCGUCUCGCCCAGCGUCCGGCACUGGUCCACCUGUUCCGUCAAUUGUCGGCCGAAUACAGCGUGCAACCAGGGGAGCGGUUGUACUGCCAUGACCCAAGCUGCGCAUCCUUCAUCCCGGCGAGUGCCAUCCAGCCGGCCGCCCGUGAUGAAGACAAUGCCACUGCUAUGGGCACAUGUCCGUCGUGCCGCAAGGCGACAUGUGCUGCUUGUGGCGGUAGAUCACACCGAGGCUUGCCGUGUCGAGAGGAGGAGGAUGACGAGGCGUUGUUGAAUAUGAUGGACAGCCAGGGGCUCGUGAGCUGCCCUAGGUGCGGCGUCGUGAUAGGCUUGAGAGACGGAUGUAAUCACAUGAGCUGUCUUUGCGGUGCUGAAUUCUGCUAUAUCUGCGGCCGCGACUGGAGAAGGCGAUGCAGUUGCCCUGAAUACAACGGCUUCGACAUGCGCGUGCCCGUGCGAGAACGGCCAGGCCGCCGGCCCAUCUUGCGCGGUGGAAGAGCACAUCUAGUUAGCAACGUUGAUGGGAUCCCCCGGAUUCCUCAGCUGCGAUAUGAUCCGGAAGACGAAGUCGCUCUAGCGGCGGUCGAUUACGCCCCCAUUGGCGCUUCUGUUCCAACGGCAGUUCGAAACCCAGCCCCAAACCGCGCGCAGGAGCCAAUCGCAAGGCGCAAUGAGGCCGAGCACAUGGAGAUUCCGGCACACAGAGAUGUUCCGCGGCCGCCUCAGCAUCGGCAGCACGCUCCGGUUGCCCGUCCAAACAACUUGAACCGGGGUCCCAUUGGUCUUCCGCCGAUCGCUGCUCUCUUCCCCUUCUUGGAGGAGGAGGAGCCUCCUCUCCCUAUCCCUGGCGCUUUUCCUGGCGCUUCUCUCCCUGGUGUUUUCCCUAACCUUUUCCCACCUGUUCUCCCUCCGCUUGUCGGUCACCUUAUCCCAUACCAUCCUCCUGAUCACCCGUUCAACAGCCGGCUCCCAGAACUACAUCCGCUGGCUGAUGGGGAUGUAGACCUGGUUGACCAUGCGAUUGAACAGCUUCGUAUCGUUACAGACGCGCUAGAAGAUCAACUCGAAGACACCAGACGUCAAAGUAUCAUGGCCAUAAGGGACCUUGAGAGACUGAUACGUCAAGACCGAGGGCUAGAUAUUUCGAACGCCAUGAACCAACUAGACCACCCAGAGGAUGUAGAAGAGUUGACUUGGAGCGACCUACAUUAG